Messenger RNA from Trichoderma harzianum CBS 226.95, 582 nucleotides. RefSeq lists its product as hypothetical. The record is from RefSeq and is a predicted model, not a curated record. Bases 1 to 582 code for a protein of 193 amino acids. NCBI's taxonomy places the organism in Eukaryota, Fungi, Ascomycota, Sordariomycetes, Hypocreales, Hypocreaceae. The transcript has 3 exons.
AUGGCGCCUUCUAGAUGGAGAAGUAGCCAGGGGAAGUUUGGCGCCUCGAACUGGAAAGACAGUUACGCCCUUCUAUGGCAUCACAAUGACCAUUACACUGUUCUUUCGAGAAGGAUAUUCCUUACUCUGUACGAUGCAAAUAUCUGCUCGAACCACUUCUUUCCACUUCCAUCGCAACGUGUUGGCGAUAUCACCGAUUAUGACAGAUUAUACUGGCAAUAUGCGCUUGACAACACCUACAAGGCAUUUCCGGAUCUCCGACGUUGCCACGGUACAUGGAAAAUUUUCCACUGCUACAUCAUUGCUCGCGUGACGAAAUCGGCCAAAACUGGCACUCGUUUUUGCAUAACUCCAUUCACCGAGAGCAAAUUUUUUGCGAGUCCUAUUGAACCAUUUGGCGACUUGACAGGCGCCCCGUGGCGUUUGCCCCUGGCCAGUUUUGCCCGAACAAGAGACAUUAUGUCUGGCAUGGUUCCUUAUUCGGCAGAACCGAUUACAGUGUCAACGCCACUCAAGCAGCGCCUUCUAAGGGAGGGUGUCCAGGGCGGUAAAAUUGAAGUGAGGCCUCUUAAGCGCGCUUAG